AUGUCUGACCAAAUCUCAGUUGCCUUUGUUUGCCUCGGCAAUAUCUGUCGCUCUCCCAUGGCUGAAGCCGUCUUUAAGCAUACCGUCAAGACCCGCAAUCUUGACGACCAGUUCGACACCAUCACCUCCUUCGGUACUGCAGCUUACCACGUUGGCGAGGACCCGGAUUACCGCUCCACCCAGGUGUGCCGUAAGAAUGGUGUCCCAGUUUCCCACGCAGCCCAGCAAAUCAAGUCUGCUCACUUCUCUCAGUUCGAUUACAUUCUUGCCAUGGACCGCGAGAAUCUUCGUAACCUUUCCCGAAUCCAGCCUAAAAACUCUCGCGCAAAAGUCCUCCUCUUUGGCGAGUACCGUGAAGACACCCAAUUCAACGUCAUUGUCAGCGACCCUUACUACGGCGGCGUCGAUGGUUUCGAAACAAACUUCCGCCAGCUCUCACACUUCUCGGAAACUUUCCUGGACCGUGAAAUUGCUAAAUCCUAA
Magnusiomyces paraingens is the source of this 483-nucleotide messenger RNA. RefSeq lists its product as uncharacterized. Gene Ontology annotation, biological process: protein dephosphorylation. The record is from RefSeq and is a predicted model, not a curated record. Bases 1 to 483 code for a protein of 160 amino acids. Lineage: Eukaryota; Fungi; Ascomycota; Dipodascomycetes; Dipodascales; Dipodascaceae. Gene Ontology annotation, molecular function: protein tyrosine phosphatase activity. The transcript has a single exon.